GCCAAUCGGAUGCCGUCUCGCCUGUGGUGGCGGCUCGGGCGCCGGAAGUCAAGCUGCUUUCCCGGCGGCCUCCGCGCCAAGAUGCCUGACAGGAGCUUCCGGCGGGCGGGCGAGAGUCUCCGCUGUGGCGGGUGCGAGGCGUGACGGUCGGGCCCGGCCGAGGGUCCCGCGGAGCAACGCGCCGCCGUGGAUGAGAGUGUCGCUGGGAGAAGGGAGGUCCCCGAGCCCGCCUGGGAGCCAUGGCCGCGGUGGUGGCCAAGCGCGACGGGCCGCAGUUCAUCAGCGAGGCGGCGGUUCGGGGAAACGCCGCCAUCCUGGACUAUUGCCGGACGUCGGUGUCGGCGCUGUCGGGCGCCACGGCCGGGAUCCUGGGCCUGACCGGCCUGCACGGCUUCAUCUUCUACUUCCUGGCGUCCGUCCUGCUCUCCGUGCUCCUGGUGUUAAAAGCUGGACGGCGAUGGAACAAGUACUUUAAAUCCCGAAGGCCGCUUUUCACAGGGGGGCUUAUAGGAGGGCUCUUCACAUACGUCCUGUUCUGGACUUUCCUGUACGGGAUGGUUCACGUCUACUAAACCGACUAGGAGCCACAUUAGCUGCAGUGUUUUUUAAUGAAGCAGGAGGACUGUUGCCAAAAUCACCUACACGACUAGGCCAGCUUACCUUUUAAACUGUUGUUCAUCGCUUGUAUUGUUAAUACUGUCAGUAAAUUAUGUCCAAGUACAAAUGAAUCGGUAGUACUGUUCUAAUUAAACUGAAUGUGAAACUCUA
Molecule: messenger RNA, 768 nt
Organism: Columba livia (rock pigeon)
Lineage: Eukaryota; Metazoa; Chordata; Aves; Columbiformes; Columbidae
Gene: EMC6
Product: ER membrane protein complex subunit 6
Exons: 3
Coding region: 240-572 (110 amino acids)
Biological process (GO): protein folding in endoplasmic reticulum; autophagosome assembly
Cellular component (GO): membrane; endoplasmic reticulum; EMC complex
Source: RefSeq, a predicted model, not a curated record